AUGUCGUCGGGACCUGCCUAUUCUCAUCCAGCACCCAGUCAUUAUCAACCCUAUGGUCAUCAACAGCCUAUGCCACCAGCUUCUGCUCAGUACGCGUCCGGAUCGACUUAUCCUACCUAUGGCUAUCCUAACCCCGUUACAUCACCUCAAUCGGGUGGCCCGCACAUGCAGCCGAGCUUGCAGUUACCUGCAAUGGCGUCGAUGUCGCCAGCACCAGCACAUAAUUAUGGGCCACCCAGUGGACCACCAGGACACCCCUACCCCCAAGCGCAGCAGCCUUUCGAUCAAACUGGUCAGGUUGCACCACCAGGAAUGAAACCACGAGUUACAGCAACUUUGUGGGAAGAUGAAGGAAGUCUGUGUUUUCAAGUAGAGGCCAAAGGUGUUUGUGUGGCACGUCGUGAAGACAAUCACUUCAUAAACGGCACCAAACUGCUUAAUGUCGCUGGCAUGACUCGUGGUCGAAGAGAUGGUAUACUAAAGUCAGAAAAGAUUCGACACGUCGUCAAGAUCGGUCCGAUGCACUUGAAAGGUGUUUGGAUACCCUUCGACCGCGCGCUCGAGUUUGCGAACAAGGAAAAGAUCACGGACAUUCUAUACCCGCUGUUCGUGCAUAACAUUGGCGGCUUGCUAUACAAUCCAGACAAUGCCAAUCGAACGCAUGCUGUGCAGUCUGAAGCCGAGCAGCGAAUUCGAUUAAACGGCACUGCCUCAGCUCGACCUUCGCAACCUGGCCAAGCACCUUCCUUGCACCACCACCACUCCAUGCAAGCCAGUGUUGGUGGCCAAGUACCUUCUACGCCUCACUCGAUGGGUGGACAGUCAGCUGGGCCACGUCCGGGCAUCGACCGCGCGCACACCUUCCCUACUCCUCCGACCAGCGCGUCAAGCGUGAUGGGGGUAGGAUCGUCCAAUGGCUCGUAUGAAUGGAAUCAGCAGAACAUGACCAAUGGAGCAUCGAGUCAACCGCUUUCAAUUGAGACUGGAGGCAUGAAUAAUGCUCGCUCUAUGCCGACCACUCCAGCAACCACACCGCCUGGGCAGCAAGUACAAAACAUGCAGUCAUAUCCGGGACAUCAAGGAUAUGACAACAAGCAACCAUAUUAUGCGACAACACCCAGCUCACAGACAGGUUAUGCACAGAACGGUGCCCGCUAUGACGGAUACAAAGGCGACAUGGGUCCUCCUACUGCGCCAAAUACUGGCAAUUCAGAGAGUCACAGCGAUCACAAAUCAGACUUCGGUGGACAUCCUGCCGGCGAUCAUGGUGAGCAUCCGGAGAACGGCUAUAUUCACAGCAACGGCGCGUACGGGGGCCGUCCAGAGUAUGCAUAUACCGCACCGCAAGGUCACCAGCAGCUUUCUCCAGAGAUGACCAGUUCACCUCACCAAGCUGGUUCUGGACGAGGAACGCCACGCACCAUGCCGAGUGGUCAGCCGCAAUGGGGUGGAGAAUAUAGGACACCACCACAGUCCAACCCAGGAAGCAUGUAUAACCCAACUGGAGAUUCGCGGAGCUCGCAUCCGCCAGGGUCGAUUGACACUUAUGCAUCUGGAGGGUAUAGUCAAUCACUAAAGCGACGCAGAGACGACGAUGAUCAGGGGCCGCGUCCGGGAAGCCGCGACGAUUAUCCUGGAUAUGACACGAAGCGUCAAAAGAUGAACCGACCCGAGUCUUUUGGUAUGCCCUUACCAACAGCACACAUGCAACCCAUCAAGACCGGACCAAUGCCUGGUAGAUGA
Molecule: messenger RNA, 1743 nt
Organism: Lithohypha guttulata
Lineage: Eukaryota; Fungi; Ascomycota; Eurotiomycetes; Chaetothyriales; Trichomeriaceae
Exons: 4
Coding region: 1-1743 (580 amino acids)
Biological process (GO): positive regulation of transcription by RNA polymerase II
Cellular component (GO): nucleus
Molecular function (GO): sequence-specific DNA binding; DNA-binding transcription factor activity
Source: RefSeq, a predicted model, not a curated record